AUGUCGGUAUACUCCUUCUACAUUUUUGAUCGGCACACCGAAUGCAUCUACUCCAAGCGCUUCACCGCUGCCAACAAUACGCAAUCAAGUCGAGGUUCGACACUACAGAAUGGCGAUGUGCCAGCAUCCCUGCGCAAGGCCUCGAAAGACCUCGACGAGACCAAGCUGAUCUUCGGGACGAUCUUUUCCCUGAGGCGCAUGGCUAAGCAGCUCGGAGGCGCCGACGACCAAUUUUUAUCAUACCGAACCGGAGAAUACAAACUCCACUACUUCGAAACACCGACCCAACUCAAGUUCGUGAUGCUCACGGACCCUAGAGUCGGCAAUAUGCGGACGGUGCUGCAUCAGAUAUGGGCCACACUUUUCGUCGAGUACGUGGUCAAGUCGCCAUUGGCGCCUGCUGAGCAUACAGGAGGUAAGGGUGUGGCGAAUGAAUUGUUCGAGGGUGGGCUGGAGAGAUUCAUGGUAAGCAUGGGCCUACUGCCGAGAUGA
This is a messenger RNA of Recurvomyces mirabilis, 492 nucleotides long. It is a transcript of the gene bet5, whose product is annotated as Trafficking protein particle complex subunit BET5. The record is from RefSeq and is a predicted model, not a curated record. Lineage: Eukaryota; Fungi; Ascomycota; Dothideomycetes; Mycosphaerellales; Teratosphaeriaceae. Gene Ontology annotation, cellular component: TRAPP complex. The transcript has 3 exons. Gene Ontology annotation, biological process: endoplasmic reticulum to Golgi vesicle-mediated transport. Bases 1 to 492 code for a protein of 163 amino acids.